AUGGGAUAUUCAUUUGUCAUUGGGUCAAAUAAAGAAGUCACGGAACUACACGAGGCCGGCCGCGCCUGCCUCUGGUUGUUCACCAGCGUCAGCGUCCGCAACGGGCUGGUCGGAACAGGGCUGGUUGUUCGCGUGAGCCAAGUCGACGUUACCUCGUCGAGCCGGACGGUCGGCAGUGAUGACGCGCUCAAUGUCCACUACGCACAGUUGGGGGUAGUGUUCGAAGCUGUCUCGUAUGUCAGCACGGCACUCCCUCGCAUCCAAAUACCGCUGUGGAAACUAGACGUGACGAUCGUUGUGAAUCACCCUGCCGUGCUACUCUGUCUCGCAAAACCCCAUCUCCAGAGUGGCCAGGUUCUCAUCGUACAGAUCACGGAAACAAUCCGCCAGCUGACGGAGGCAGGGGUCAAGGUCAGUCUGAAGGCCCCUACUGAUGAAGACCAGGAGAUUACCACGCGAGCUAGAUUCGGCUCUUCCGGGACCCCACACGAAAGUGCUGUAUGA
Molecule: messenger RNA, 504 nt
Organism: Penicillium angulare
Lineage: Eukaryota; Fungi; Ascomycota; Eurotiomycetes; Eurotiales; Aspergillaceae
Exons: 1
Coding region: 1-504 (167 amino acids)
Source: RefSeq, a predicted model, not a curated record